UGGCUUUUAUUUUUUGUAGGCCUAUCGCUCCGUCAAACACUUUGUGCACAAAUUACAAAAAUAAACGAAAUUAUUUACAUUUUUAAUGCAGACUACAAUCAUUAAAUGUGUAAUUUUAAUGCAACAUUAAGUUUCAGAUCAACUUUCAGUAUGAGACAUGGGGAGUGCAGGGUGGAGACUGCAGCUGGUGGAUGGGUGGGUGUGCAGAAGUUGAAAAGAGGAGGAGAUGAGAGGAGAGGACACCUCAGAGCGCACAGAGGCUGGAAGGUCUCAGCAUGUUCAGAAGGAGUCAUUAGGACUGGACAAACCCUGACAGAAGCGCUGCAUAAAUCCUCACAUUUACGCAGUAGGUUUGACUCCAUGUAGGAGGAAGAAGCAUGUUGACACCGUUCUGGUCCUUUGGCGUUGAGCAGGAGAUCAACUCAUGGGAUGUAGCGGCUGCAGAGUCGGGCUCAACUCCGGGAAGGUGCUCUCCAAAGUCUCCGUGUUCUUUACCAUGGUCCUGAUCUUCACCUACUUCUUCUACUGCCUCGCGGGACUCUGCGACUCGGCUCCGAGGACCUUCUACAGCCAGAGGGCUUCGGACGGGGACUAUGACGUGUCGGAGGAGCUGCGGACGCCCCCGACCCAUCAUCACCCGAACCGCAMGGAGUCCGAGGACGCGCAGCGGCAGCAGGUGGACGCGGACCCGCAGCUCCUGACUCCCCAGAGCGACACGGACAGACACGGCAUCCCCGUGUCCAACACCUUCGGGACGAAAAAACUUCCGCAGGCCAUCAUCAUCGGCGUGAAGAAAGGAGGCACGCGCGCCCUGCUGGAGUUCCUGCGCAUCCACCCGGACGUCAGGGCGUUCGGUGCMGAGCCGCACUUCUUCGACAGGUUCUAUGACAAGGGCCUGGAGUGGUACAGGAACUUGAUGCCCCGGACUCUGGACGGGCAGAUCACCAUAGAGAAGACGCCCAGCUACUUUGUCACGAAGGAAGCUCCCGGCCGCGUGUGCACCAUGAACUGCCAGACCAAGCUCAUCGUAGUGGUCAGGGAUCCGGUAACACGUGCUGUGUCUGACUACACCCAGACUCUGUCCAAGAACCCGGGCCUCCCGUCCUUCCAGAGCUUGGCCCUAAAGAACUCCUCCACUGGCUCCAUCGACACGACGUGGAGCGCCCUGCGCAUCGGCCUGUACGCCACGCACCUGGAGCACUGGCUACAGCACUUCCCCUUGUCUCACUUCCUGUUUGUCAGCGGCGAGCGGCUGGUGUCCGAUCCGGCAGGGGAGAUGGGUCGGGUUCAGGACUUCCUGGGCCUGAAAAGGGUCAUUUCAGACAAACAUUUCUACUUCAACCAGACUAAAGGCUUCCCCUGCCUGAAGAAGCCUGAGGGGAGCAGCAGACCUCGCUGUCUUGGAAAGUCCAAGGGCAGACCUCACCCCCAGAUCCCRUCUGAGGUCCUGCAGAGACUCAGAGACUUCUACCGGCCGAUCAACCACCGGUUCUACCAGAUGAGCGGACAAGACUUUGGCUGGGACUAAGAGAGAUUAGACAAAAGGGUCUUACUUUGCGUUUAUUUACAGUUUUCAGAGGGCUCAGCUUCUCAGGGAGGGGUAGAGACCAYGUUUAUUUUCUCUGUGGGAUCAACGACUCCUAAACAGUUUUACUGUAGAGCAGGAGCUGAGGACCGAGUCCUGCCAGUCUAUAAACAUUUCCUGACCAUUCUGUCACARAUAAAGGCUGUCCUCUUGGUUAAAAGAUUGACUUUAUUCACCUUUUUAUACUUUGUUAAUAAGAUGAGCUCUUAUUUAUAGUUUAUGAUKAUAUAAAAAGUUGCAUAUUUUUUAUGAAAACAUUUUAUUUAUUGUCAUGUUUUGUUUAUUACAUGGCAAACGUACUGGCAUGUUAACUGACAGGACAUUGAGGAUAAUGUCGUGACACAUUUAUUAAUUAAUGCUUUUACAGUUUUAAAAUGCAUAUUUGACGUAAUUUGCUUAAAGGUUGAAGUUGUUUUUUUCUGUAGAUUGCAGUUGGUACGCCAGUUAAUACCUCAUAUGUAAAUAUUGGAUUGAAAUGUAUUCGAUUUGUAGGAAAUUGUAGUUGUUUUCAACCAAAGUAACAAAUUUUCUAACUGUAUCAGCUGUUUGCUCAACAUAAGUUAUUUUCAAAUCAAUCAUUAUUUUUGAACCUGCAUCAGUAAAAGUGAUGUGAAUAAAAACUGUUUUGACUUUG
Messenger RNA from Austrofundulus limnaeus, 2219 nucleotides. Its product is annotated as heparan sulfate glucosamine 3-O-sulfotransferase 6. The record is from RefSeq and is a predicted model, not a curated record. Gene Ontology annotation, molecular function: [heparan sulfate]-glucosamine 3-sulfotransferase activity. NCBI's taxonomy places the organism in Eukaryota, Metazoa, Chordata, Actinopteri, Cyprinodontiformes, Rivulidae. The coding region runs from base 425 to 1528 and encodes 367 amino acids. The transcript is spliced from 2 exons.